GGCGCCCGCAGGACAGCAUCCUGCAUGCGGGCGACGGGAGCUCCGUGCAGGUGCGGGUCUGCGGGCUCCACGGGUGCAGCCCGGGCCAGGGCCAGACGCUGCUCGAGGUGAGCGCCCCGCUGGAGGCCGCGUUCGCGGAGGCGCAGGCCGCGGGCCUCGUGCCCUUCGUCCUCGCGGACGAGUCCUGCGAGGAAUCCGUGCUGAAGUGCUUCAGACUGUCUGGGAGCCACCCCGACCGGUGCGUGAGCCUGCGGGAGGCGUCGGUGGCGAGGCGGAGGAAGCGCGACUUUAACCGCCUGUUCUACGACGCCAUCCAGGCUUCUCUCCGGAGUGGCUCGCGCUUCGUGAUGGUGCUUGAGGACGACGACGGGGGCAUCGACGCCACCGACGUAGAGGGGUGGUCAGCCCGCACGUCCUCGCGGGGUGCGCCUUCCAAUGUGGUGCCGGAGGAGUGGAAGAUCCCCAGCUUUUUCGACCCGGACGCCUUCCCCAUCGACGUUUUCCGUCCACAGUCGUUCAACGGCCGCAACUUGGCGAAGCUCUUCCUGCCAGAGGAGGUGAAGAACGAGCAGGAUCGGGCGCUGAGGCUGCUGUCGCCUGGCCCCGAGGCCCCGCGCCCAGACACAGGCGAGCGGCCGAAGACGGAGGAGACCGCUCCGCCGAAGGCGAAGGCGAAGGCGGAGGCGAAGGGCCGGAACUCCACGAUCCCCAGCACGGACCCCGCUGGGGACCUCGAGGCCAGGCUCAAGGCGGCGGCGGAGGAGAAGGCAGCCGCGGAGGUCGCCGCCAGGGAGGUCUCCGCCGCCGCGGCAGCCGCCGCGCCCGCCGGCACGGGGCUCACGGGCCACUUCUUCGGGCCCGGGCUCCCCGCGUCGCCGGACGCGGCUGGCCUCCGGACGGCCUACUUCCUGCGUCCGGCCGUCGUGGCCACGGCGCGUGUCCCCGGCGGCCUCGGCGAGGCCGAGGCGCGAAGGCUUGCCGUCGAGAGGUACGCAGCUCACGUCCCCAUGCAUUGCGCGAUGGUGGUGCUGCUGACCGGGGCCGGCGCCGACGCGACCAGGCCGGAGCCGCUCCGCGAGGCGGAGGCGACGGCGCCGGAGGCGACGAGGAGGCUUGCGCCUCCUGCAAAGGAGGUCGGGCCCCUCCUCGAGACGGAUCCGCCCUGACGGGGCCUGCUAGCCGGGGCUCUGGAAUGGAGGAGGAGUAGGAGGAGGAGGGGGAGGAACACGUGGGAGGCGCAUCUCUGCAACUCUGGCGCGACGGUGGGCAACAAGCCUGCCACGCACCACUUAGCUGGUCACCACAGUAGUUCAGAAUCGACGGACAGCACAAUGCCAAUAAAUGCCGCGCGAUGUCAAUAACAGCAAAUUGACUUCUUGCUUGCACACGUCUUCGACUUCCGUCAUUCUGUGACAGGGGCGCUGAAUUACGGGAGUGGGCCUUUUCAGCCCGAUCUUCAGCAAUGCUAUGGUGCCCUGUUGUUGUGCGUCAUUGUGCGAUCCCUCCGUUCUUUACCACAGCGCCAAGCCUCCUGUCGCUGUUCACUCCAAGUGCGGCAGCGACGCCUUCCUCGCCACAUCUUGAUAGGCACAGCAUCUGUAAAUACGUGUCG
Prorocentrum cordatum is the source of this 1612-nucleotide messenger RNA. Lineage: Eukaryota; Dinophyceae; Prorocentrales; Prorocentraceae. The record is from the annotation of a GenBank genome assembly.